Molecule: messenger RNA, 493 nt
Organism: Raphanus sativus (radish)
Lineage: Eukaryota; Viridiplantae; Streptophyta; Magnoliopsida; Brassicales; Brassicaceae
Product: precursor of CEP6
Exons: 1
Coding region: 65-364 (99 amino acids)
Biological process (GO): nitrate import; regulation of root development; regulation of leaf morphogenesis
Cellular component (GO): extracellular region
Molecular function (GO): hormone activity
Source: RefSeq, a predicted model, not a curated record
UGUAGUCUCAACUCUCUUCUCUCAUAACCCUAGAAACCAAUCCCCCACACAAGAAAAGGUUAACAUGAAAAUCUCAAUUUAUAUCGUUCUUACCAUUCUCUUCAUUUCGAUGGCAUGUUAUAAGAUACAAUACACUGAAGCAAGACAGUUGCGAGAAACCGACAGUGCAGAUCGUGAACAACAUUUCACAGCCGGUAAUACUGAAGAUUUUGGGCCUACUUAUCCGGGUAAUAGUCCGGGGAUUGGUCAUAAAUUAAAGGAGAAUAAUGAAAUAGCAGAAGGGUUUAAAGAUGACAUCAAGCCUAUGACACCAGGACAUAGUCUCGGCUCUGGACAUGUUGUCAACAAUGAGCUUAAGGCGUAGAAAAUGUUCUAAUAUUUAAGCACACUUCUUGGUUGAUUUUACUAAAGUAAUAUGUAUUUUAUAUUACUGCGUUAAGUAAGUUUAAUUUAUUGUAUGUAGUGUACGAUAUUUCAUUUGUAAGUUUGGUUG